AUGGCGACUCCAGGGACUUUGUCUCAAAGUCCCUCUGGGGCGGGGGUGCAGCUGCUCCAAGAGGAGCUGCGGAACCUGAGCGAUGGCCUAGAAGCGAAGGAAGAGGAGAUGCUGGACAUCCAAUUCAGCAUGGUGGAGCUGCAGAAUCGUUGUUUGGACCAGGGCGCGCUGGUGGAGGAGAACGCGGAUGCCUUCCAAAAGGCCUCCGAGGAGUUGGCGGAGAAGGAGGAGGCGCGGGAGGAGUUGCCAGUCGAGCCAUGGGAAGAUAUGGGAAGCGUUGAUAUGGCCUCAAGGGAGUGA
Molecule: messenger RNA, 300 nt
Organism: Effrenium voratum
Lineage: Eukaryota; Dinophyceae; Suessiales; Symbiodiniaceae
Source: the annotation of a GenBank genome assembly